Aureococcus anophagefferens is the source of this 705-nucleotide messenger RNA. RefSeq lists its product as hypothetical. The annotation marks the transcript as partial. Gene Ontology annotation, cellular component: cytosol. Gene Ontology annotation, molecular function: metal ion binding; D-ribulose-phosphate 3-epimerase activity. The transcript has a single exon. Gene Ontology annotation, biological process: carbohydrate metabolic process; pentose-phosphate shunt, non-oxidative branch; pentose-phosphate shunt. NCBI's taxonomy places the organism in Eukaryota, Pelagophyceae, Pelagomonadales, Pelagomonadaceae. The record is from RefSeq and is a predicted model, not a curated record.
CGCCCGACCCAGAUCAUCCCGUCCGUGCUCCCGGCCGACUUCGCGGCCCUCGGCAUCGACUGCACCAAGCUCGAGGAGGCCGGCUGCGACCGCAUCCAGUUCGACGUCAUGGACGGCAACUUCGUCCCCAACCUGACGUUCGGCCCGGACGUCAUCGCCGCGCAGCGCAAGACGACCAAGCUCAUGUUCGAGACGCAGCUCAUGGUCUCCGAGCGCUGCACGGACGCCAUGCUGCCCCAGUUCACGGAGUGCACCAAGGGCCCCAACGGCGAGCCCGGCGUCGUCAUCGUCCACGCCGAGGCCUGCACGCACCUCCACCGCGCGCUCUCCAACAUCCGCGCCAUGGGCGGCUCCCCCUCCGUCGCGCUCAACCCGUCCACGCCCGCGGAGGCCAUCGAUAACGUCCUCGACCUCGUCGACCACGUGCUCGUCAUGACGGUCAACCCCGGCUUCGGCGGCCAAGCCUACAUCCCGACGAUGACGGACAAGAUCCGCAAGAUCCGCAAGUGGAUCGUCGACCGCGAGCUCGACGUCGACAUCGAGGUCGACGGCGGCAUCAAGGCCUCGCCGGAGACCAUCGGCGCGUGCGCGCAGGCGGGCGCGAACUGCUUCAUCGCCGGCUCGGGCCUCUUCGCCUACGGCGACAUGUCCCAGGGCGUCAAGGAGCUCCGCGCCAUCGCCGAGGAGUACCAGCAGAAGAAGUAG